Hippocampus zosterae (dwarf seahorse) is the source of this 1435-nucleotide messenger RNA. RefSeq names its product ribonuclease T2, like (gene rnaset2l). The record is from RefSeq and is a predicted model, not a curated record. Gene Ontology annotation, cellular component: extracellular region. Gene Ontology annotation, molecular function: ribonuclease T2 activity; RNA binding. The transcript has 9 exons. Lineage: Eukaryota; Metazoa; Chordata; Actinopteri; Syngnathiformes; Syngnathidae. Bases 307 to 1068 code for a protein of 253 amino acids. Gene Ontology annotation, biological process: RNA catabolic process.
AAAGUGGGCCGGCUGACAGGCGGGAACAAGCCGUCGCGGCUUUUGGCUUCCCCUCGUCAAAGCUUCACUUCUCUUUUCGCGCGCACAAAGCGAGACGGCGUGAAAGCGCAGCCGCCGCCUUGCUAGCCAGCGGAGCCGCAGACGGACUUGGGCCGCGUCCGCCUUGGGGAACAGAGAGCGCGCAAGUACUCGGCGCAAUCUGGGUUUUGCAGUCAUUUCACAGCGCUGGCACCGAUCCGGCCCACUCGUAUCUCAAGCAUCCGCGCGUUUCUCCGCCGCCGGCGUGCGCAGUCAAGAGCGGUGAAGAUGCGGCACCGCUUGGUGCCCUUGCUGGCCGUGCUGUGCGCCGCGGUUGCCGCGUGCGGCCGCGACGAAUACGAGCCGGGGGACGGCGACGAGGCCUUUUGCAGCUGGACGUGCGCCAUCUUCACGCUGCAGUGGCCCGGAGGCUUCUGCCAGUCUUUGGACAACGCUUCUCUCUGCCAGAUUCCCCAGCGCGUCAGCACCUGGAUGAUCCACGGCCUGUGGCCGAUGAAUGUGCGGGAAUGCUGCGGGUGCUGGCCCAUGUUCCUCUCCGACGUGCAGGAGCUGCGGGAGGCGCUGGAAAACCGCUGGCCGUCUUUGUUGAAAAGUCGAUCCGGCUUCCAUUUCUGGAGAGACGAGUGGGAGAAACACGGCGCGUGCGCGGCGUGUGUGGAAGGCCUGAAUUCUCCGCUCAGAUACUUCCAGACUUGCCUCAAACUUCGACAAUACUUCGACCUGCACAAAGUCCUGGAGGGGGGCGGGAUCAGGCCUUCCUGUGAUCGAACUUACAAGCUGACUGAGGUUCAGGAUGUGCUUUUUCCUCUCGUUGGUGACAAGUGCGAGAUUCAGUGCGUCAAAGACGAGCAGGAGCGCGAGGUUUGGUUUCAGGUGAAGAUCCUUCUGUCUCGCAACUUGACCGUCGGCUGCCGCGGCCACGGCGCCGAGCGGGCGGCGAGGGCCUCCACAGGCCACCCCUGCCCGGCCCGGGGAACCUUCUACUUCUUGCCCAUCAACCACGAGCGCCCGCUGCGGCCCUGCGGGUGACCUCUGGGCUGCCGAUGCGUCGUCGCUAAAACGUGGCCACAACCUGCUAACUCAACAUUCCAAUGUCAUCACAUUUCGCAUCAAAAGCUGCGAUUGGCCCCCGUUCAUGCCAUUCAUCCAGAGCUGAGGCCUUCAAACUCACUCUCGUCACCCCCCCCCCUUUAUUCGCUUGCUAUUUUUCUGUUCUGUCAUUGGCCUACUUUUGUAAUCGAUGAAGGGCAACUUUUAGCACUUACGUGAUUAGAUAGACAAGUCAGGCGAUUCCUGCUGCAAUCUCAUGCAAAGAAAUGAUUUGAACACAAUCUGAUGUGGCCUGUUUCAUACUUUAUUGACGUCAUCGGGGGGGGGGGGGGGGGGGGGCGCGCGC